CGGACCGAGGAGAAUGCGUAAUGGCGUUUGAGUUCAACUUUGACGACGAGAUAUUCCAAGAAUCAAACUGCAGAACAAAAGUAGUUUCAGGGAUUUACAGCCCGAAGCUAUGCGAUCCUGAGGUUUGUUUUUAUUGGGUAUUUAAAUUAUUUUUACUCAAGGCUGCUCUGAUAUGGCCACCGCCAAAUAAGCCUCCCAGCUCUCAAAUAAGCCUCCCCCUUUUUUCGAGGGAAGAAAGUUAAUAAAUCCCCCUCUCUUUUAACCCACCCCCUCCCCUUUCCUAAUUAUUCCUCAGUAAUAAACGAUAGGCUGUGUUAAUCAAUCACGACUGUAAAACUUCGUGUGGACUGAUGUGGUAUGAUUUAAGGUUAAGCUUAUUCACCAGCUGGAAGUUCGGAUUUGUUUUUGAUCCUCGGCUGCAUGACCUCUAACUUCUCAUACUUGAACUUUUCUUCUUUGUAUUCCAGUUCUUAAUGGAGAAGUGAACGUCUUUUGUAAAUUAAACAAGCCCCCAUCUCAAAUAAGCCCCCCCCCACACCUCUGUAUAAACCCCCCCUCCCCUCACAGUAAGCUAUGAUAUUAAAGUUUAAUUUUUUGUGUGUGAUCAUAUGAUAAUUGAAUCAAAGGAAAGUAAACUUAAAAUCUGAACCUUUAUCUUUAUUCAAAAGGUUAAAUAGUCAGUGUUCAGUUGAACAAACUGAUCUUGUACCUUAACAGAAACCUUCAAUGGGCUGAUAAAAUGUUUAGUCAAAGAGGUUGCCAUUCAUUGUUUCAAAUCUAAGAACCAAACUGCUUCAGGCUUUUUGUUCUCUUUUUCAAAUGUAUUGGGAUUAAAAUAAAUUUGAAUAAAAACCAAACACAAAGUGCACGGACUGGUGGUAUAACUGUAGUUGAAUGAUAUUACAACACCCUUUUAUUUAUCAUUGUGGAAAUGUCAUUGUGGUUCUUGUGGUAGAAGUGACAGUGAGAUGAUAUAUAGUAGACUUAACCAUUUCCCUGUUCCUUUUUUUGCCAGUGGUUCAUGCAAUUCUCUGCUAACGAUGACCCAGCAGAGAAACAAAAUAUCAGGAAGUUUCAAGGAGAUCUUUUGUACCAUAAACAUAAGUAUGAACAAGCCCUUGUCAUGUACCAAGAAUCUCGGCAAAGCUUGCCAUCAAACAACACAGUGCUGGACAGGGAACUAUUGGAAUCAAUGGCCAUGUGUUUAUUAAAACUGGGCAAAUUUAAUGAGGCUUUGACUCUUGUCAAGGAAACAAUAGUAAGAUAGUCAUUUUUUAAAAGUCAGUUGUGAUACUUGGUAUAAAUAUAGUCUUCCUUGAAUCUGGAUUUCAAGUAACAGGCAUGAUCAAAGGAUUUUUUGGGGUUUCAAAUUUUGGAUUCUGGGAUUUUUUUGGGUAGGAAAAUUGGGCAAGUUUUUUUGGGUGGCUUGAUUUAAGUAGGGAUUUUGUAGGUGUUCAAAACAAAUCUGAAGAUUUAUGCCUGCGUAUCCUGGCUGUGUAGUUCUGCAAUUAAAGUACAGCCAAAUAAAGUAUAACAUGUUAUUUAUAUCAUUUAAUACUUUCUGGAAAUUUUUAAGGUUUCCAAUUUCAGCACGGAGUUUUUUGUAGGUUAAGUUUUGGUCCAGGGAUUUUUUGGGGUUUAAUUUUUGCGCCCCUUCGAUGAUCCCCAUCACUUGAAAUCCAGAGUAUCCCCCAGGGGACUAGGUGUUGUGCUUUGUUGCAAUAUUUCCUAUUUUUUUUGUAUGUUUCAAUAACUAGUGAAGUAUAUAAUAGUAAAGCAAGCCUGAUAUGGGUGAUGGUUUGAGACAAUUCUAGUAAAUGCAGCCAUGUGAAAAUUACAGCAAAGUAGAUGGUGAUGCUAGAUGUAGAUUACUUGCCAGAGCUCCACAAGGUGCUGCAAGGUGCUUAAAAAUCCUGGGUACGAAAUAAUUACCUACAGUAUGCUGGUAGAAUUAUGCUAAAACAUUGUCUGAUAAUAAGAAUUAGAAACAUAUCAAAGAUCAAAGAUAAUAUCAAAUAAGUGGUAUUGCAUGAGUGAUUGAGAGUGAACAGUCACACAAACUUAUCCUUGAUCUUGGAUUGAACUGGAUUGGAUUUGAAUGAGCGAGUUGUCGAGUGAGUUGUGAGCAGUAUUAACUCUCUCUAAUAUCAUGACAAAUAGUCUAGUUUUUUUUUGUAUUUGUCUAGUUUGUAGUAAAUUAUGUAGCCUGGCCUGCCUCGAAUAGCCUUACUAACUGCAGGCCAGUCCCAAUGUAUCUUUUGUUACAUUUCCAAAUUUGAUUUAAAUCUUCUCAUUCCAGCCUUUGUUGCUGGCUAACAAUAGGAAGGUUUCUGCCAAUACCCUCUACUUACCCUAAGAGAGAUAAGUAAGGCUGCUUUCUGGUUUUUAUUAUGCCAAAUUGCAUUGAGUAUUUUAGCCUGUCCCUUGAAUAUCUGCAUAUUCAUUUUGAAAUAUAUUCGAUUGUUUCCAUGACAGGAUAACAACCAACAUAAUGAUUCUUCCAGGUGGCAAUUGCUAUCUCAGAUAUACAGAGUCAUGGGAAAUAUACAAGGUAUUUAAAACUAGCAAUGAUAGGCAAUGAUAGAAGAUGUGGUUCCAGAAAAUAUACAUACCCUCCCCCCCAACCCCCAACAUUUUAGUGCUUUCACGUCCGUUCACUGAGCAUCACUAUUUGCUACCUUCACAUUGCUGGAAUUUACACAUUUUGAUAUGUUUCAUGUUUUCUCAGUGGUUAUUCGGGGUAGUAACUCAUAAAAAAUGUGAUGAGACGAGAGUUCUUUCGUUCUCAUUUCUUGCUCGAUCUUCAGAAGACCCGGCUACCUCGCUAAUAAGAUUACUUUUGCAAUCGUGACCAUGUUCAUGAAACCUAGCGCAUCAGCAUGUGUUAGUGACUAUUUUGGUCCCUAAAUGAGAAUCAACCUGAAGAAAUUGACAAAAUGUGUAGACAAAUAAUCAGCAAGAAAGGAACCUUGUAAGUUUCUGUUUUGUUUUUUUUUUGCUAUCGUUUGCAAAGUUGUUUAUAUAAGCAAGUGAAACUUAAGUUCUCUUCAUAAUGUUCGCGUCGGAGGAAGCACAAAAACGUAGAACAAUCAAUGUUGUAAACUUUGCAACCCAAAUGUUUAAGCUUAUAGGCUUACAUAAAAACAAGACAAACAUAACUUGCAAAUUUGAUGGCCAAGAAUUUUAAAAGUUAGGUGAAUAAUAAGCUUGACAAAAGUUUACUUUGUUGUAAUAAAACUCUACCAUGAUUUUGUAAAUGAGUUAGUAUUCACUUUCUGUUUUUUUUAAAGUACCAAAACCACUUUGACAUGAAGAAGUCCCCGUUUAAAUAUUCCGGAAAUUCCUGGGGGGAAGGGGGGGGGGUCAUCAAAGACCCCCUUGGAACGGAAAAUCCUGGGGGGUGGGGGAGUGCAUAUCAAAGAGUCUUCUGUCACGGAGGUAUGGAUAUUUUCUGGAACCACACCUUCCAAUAAAAUUGCACUGAAUUAGUGAGAGUGAAGAGAUUCCAGCCUUUGCAAAUAUGAAGUGUUCAGUUUUCUCUUUUGCACCAGACCCGGCCUUCUCACUUUAAAAAUAGAUUGUUUUUGGUAAAAUAGGUGCUUAGAAAAUUAAGUUGUAGUACAGGAAGCCCCAAAGCUGCUAUUAUCCCCAAGAUUUGACCACUCAUACAAUCAGGUAACAUGGAGGUGUGCUUUUUUAUAUCUGGGAAAAGAAAAACAGAUUAAGUAACUUCAUUUAAGCCAUCAGCAUUCAAGGACCGUAAACUGAAAUCACCUUUUGCACACCAGUGCAUAUUGCAAAAAAGUAGGCUCCUGCUUUUAGGGUACAAAAAACAUAGUCAUCAUCACCAUCAUUAUAAUUUUAAAAAAGCUAGGCAGGUAACCACGGUGUACUCCACUCCAUGAACUCCACCUAGUCUGAGACCAUGGGUGUUAUUCAGGGUUCAUACAGUCUUAAAAAGUCCUUGAAAAGGCCUUGAAUUCCAUUUUUGCUAGAAAAGUCAUUAAAUUUCUGUGCAGGUCCUUGAAAAGUCCUUGAAUUUUCUUCAACUUUGAAUGCAGUGGUGUGGAUUUGUGUUUUUUGUGCUUUUUGUUUGUCCAAAACAGAAUUAUUAUAAAUCAUAGCUCAGAGAAGUUAAAGUAGACUUUCACGCUUUGCGCUCGAGAACAUUUUGAGCUCGACUUGUUUGCAAGUCUAAAGGUGAUUUACAUAAAGUCUAAAGGUGAUUUACAUAAAGCGUUUUUUGUAUUUUGAAUAAUUAACUAUCAAUUUAAGACUGGCAAGUGAACUGCAAACUUUAGAGAAAAAUAGAAUAGAUACAUGCAGAAAAUUUCUGGCGUACUGUAGAUAUUCAAAAUAACCAAAAUGUCCAUUUUUUCUGUUUCGGGACAGGUGAAAUUGAUGCCCUUCAUCAUUGUGCAACACUUCACUCCUGGAACUAUCAAUACUGGUACUCAUUAGCCCUGGCGUAUGAAAAACUAUCUACAAGUUGCGUUAGGUGUUCAAAUGAGAACUUUGGAAAUGAUGAUCUUGGAAGCAAAAGUGUUGUAUUGCAACAAUGUUUAAAACAAUGUUUAACAUGUCAAAGAAACUGCAAUGAAAAGUCUUUGAAUGGUGAAAGCCUGCAAAAUACUGAUUUAACAGCAAAGUUGAAUGGUUGUUGCAUCACAAAUAGCACAAAUGGCAGGACUCAACCUUUUGUGUGUUCAAGUUCUGAUGAAGAACACAUUAUGAAUUCAGAGCCUGUAGUUAUUGGCCAACAUGGCACCUUACCUGGACACGUUAAAUGCAAAUCUUUCUCCAGUCAAUCAGAUGAUCGAGUUCAGGGACAAACCAAAGAAAAAUUGUCUUUCAAUGGCAUAUGCUUAAAUUCCAAGACAAACAAUGUCACUUUGUCAACAUUUGUCAUAACUCAAGAAAAUUGCUUUAAUGUGGGUGAAUACCACAAAUACCAGGAUGCCAUGAAAGCACCAAGUGUUCAAAACAAAAUACAAUGGAGAAAUCACAUACUUUCUUUUGGUUGUCUCAUAAAAGCAAGGUAAGUCAGAGGACUUCUCUCUCACAACUGGGAGCUGUGCCAAGCCAAACCAUGCAGCAUGACUUAAUACUGAGACAAGAUCUAUUCUAACAACAAUAUUGAAACUAUGGCACUAUACUUCAAACACCAAAACAACUUUUAAACACUCAAGUUGAUGAUGAGCCUGCGGGCCCAUAUUUUCUUAAGAAUCCAGUGGUAAUUGCCAGAUGUGGAAAACUGUUCUUGUUUCCAGUUGAGAUCAACAUAAUAAGACACAAAUGCCAGUUAACAAAGCAAAAAAAGACUGCUUUGUUAGCUUAAGGUCCUCAGUGCUUUUAUCUUUCAGUAUUUUGUUUUGGGCCAUAUCAGUCAAUGGCAAAUGGCAGUAAAACAACUGAAUUUUAAACCAGCUUGUGACCUAAAGACCCCUCCCGGUACCCAUACCUAGAGCUCCUCUGAUCCUCUCAGCUGUUUUUUUACCAAGUUCUUUAACUACAAUCAAACUCCACCCCUUAUAAAGGACUGCUUCUUGAAAGUAAUAAGAACUUCCUGUGAGUGCAGUCCCUCUAAUACUUGCAAGUCACCAGAAAAUGCAACUGACAACAUUAUCUUGGUUACCCAUGUUGUGGUUCGAUCAUUAGUUUAAUCACUGGUUUAAAUUUAUUUUCUUUUUUUGUCAACUCAUUUUCAUUGAUUUUCAUUAAGUAAACAUACUUAAAAUGAAGAAAAUUUGACUUAAUACCACGGAUGAAAUUGAGCCACAACACCUCUGACUGUAAUGGAAGUGACCUUUUCAUUUAGUGGACAUCUGCAUGAGAUCUUGAGUUAAAGCUUUUUCAUGGUACUUUCAACCCCCUCCCCCACCCCCAGACUUCAAAAUUAAUCUUAUGCUGUUUCAUAUUUUUGUGCACAUGUGCUAAGAAAAAUCUAAACGUGGAAGGAGUUGGUAGCUGUUGAAUUAACCUCAGUGCAGUUUAAUCUCUUAAAUGGUCAAAUUUAUUCAUGACUUUAAUUAAAAGAGUGUUCAGCCAAUUAAUGCUUAUUAUAGUUUCUUGUUCUGUUUCCCGUCAGAUUCUUUCUUGAAAAAGCUGUUGAGUCAUCUUCUUCAUUUGCAAAAGACAAAUGCAAAGCAAUGCUGACAAAGGUUUGUUUAUCUUAUAUAUUAUUGCUUUUAAAGAAUGUUCAAACCAUGCUCAGAUCAGGCAUGCAUGACUCAGUCAGAUACAUUGUAGGCCAGAGAAAAACGUAAAAAAUCUUGUACCACUACCUACCUAUUCUUACGAUCCUCAUAGUUUUCGCAAAGGCUUUUUCCACAAAAAUGAAGCCUCGGAAAUGCCAGCAAAGAAUAAGACAGGGAAAGAAAAGUGAAAAAGGCAGAGAGUGUCUUUUGUUUUCUCCAAAAAAAUUUUGCCUUCCGCAUACACCCGAACAUUGAAUGCUCAGUAUAUGGUUUGACGUCAGAAACAACUGAAACAAAAACCAGCGUAAUGCUUGACUUGUAAACAACAUCAGCCACAUGAAGCUUCAAAAGGUUCAAAAGGGACAAUACGAAUAGUUUAUAAUAAGACACAUUUACAAAUACCUUUCUAUAAUUAAAAAAAGUAUACCAUUAUUUUUAAUUAACAGAUGUUGCCAUUUUUUAAGUGGAAAUAAACUUAAAGUAUUUUUUUGUUAGUCAUUCGUUAGUUAAAAAGAAAACGGCAAUUUAUGUGCAUGAUUUGUAGUGAUAUUUGGCAUAAAUACCUAUACUAAUUUCCAGUGGACAAAAACCUUGUACCAGAAUAUUUUAAGUCAUAUUGCAUUCUUUUUUACACUUUUCAAUUCCUAUAGAUGUAGUUAGUUAUCUGUAAUAACACCAAAGACAAUUUCUUAUGGAAGCCAGGCAAAAUAAAUUUCAAAUUUCACAGGAAUUGAGAAAACACAAGUAAAAUCAUCAUGCAUAAGAUUUCAUUUUGUGAAAUUUGAAGCUUUUGAAGUUUGUUUUCUUGGGCUCACAUAAGAACCUUUUCUAUGGAGUUAUUUCACAUAAUUUAUUACAUUUAUAGCCCUCAAAAAGUGUUAAAAAGAAUGCAAUUUGCUUAAAUUUAUUCCGGUACGGGGUUUUUGUCCACUGAAAAUAAAAAUUACUUAAUUUCCUUAUGGAUUGCGUGUUAAUUCCUUUUUUUGUUUUAUUUGGCAGUCUCCUAUUCUUUUUUGUCUGAUGCUUCGUUCCUUCACAAGCAGAACAAAUGAAAAAAUUUCCUCCAAGUACGAUAAUUGCCGAUUAUUUCUCUAUUUCAGUUCAACUGAAAACUAUUGUUUAUUUGUUGUUCACUUAUUUACUAGGUGAAAGAUAAGACUUCCACCCACACUGACUGUGGUUGUGCUGAUUUAAAAGAUAAAGUUUUAGAGGUAAUAUCAUCAGUGUUUGCAAGUAAAGCUCACUUGAAAAUUCUUUUCUAUUAAUGCUCUAAUUGUUCUGAUACGGUUUAAUUUCUGCAGUAAGAAAACUGUGAAUUGCCAUCCGGGGUAUAAAAAUAGUUACAAUUUGUUUCCAUUUAGCCACUGGAGUCCUUCCCGGCUUGCAAAGCUUUUCUAUACCGAAUUCCUGCAAACGAAUUCCUAGAGUGGGAACGUUCAAUUUAAGAACGCUACCGAGCUGUAUGUUUCUUUGAUGCUGUUUAUAUUGCUGUGUAAUUUGAUGGUCUGGAGAGAAUCAACGGAGGUGAACUAUAAAGUGGUGGUAAUAUGUCGCAUGUGAAAUAUGUUACGUAUCAGUAAAAUAGCUUUGGUAAAGUCAAAUUUCUUAGAUGAUGUUGAAACAACUAUGUAAGCUUUAUACGAGCAAGUGUUAGUUAAGCAGUCGGUCGAAGCGACAAUGACUGUUUCAUGAAGAGUUCAAGCCGUAAUCAGGUUCCUCCAGGUCGUUCUGUCCUUUGCUCGCUGCCUCCAAGAAUCUACUAAAAUGUUCUACCGCUUCAUGUUUCUUUUCACGACCAAAUGUAGUGAAGGAGUAUUAGUAAGGAGUGGACAAUUGAUCCAUUUGAUCGAUCUGUCUGUGUGCUGUAACUUUUCUUUACCUAUUAAUUUACAUGUGUUUGCGAUCAGUUUAUGGAAAAAAAAACGUAAUGCGGACAAGUAUGAAACGCGGAGUAAGAGACUCAGUUACUCGCAAGCUCUAAAGUGAGAGACCGUCUUAGUUUGAAGCCCCUGAGAAGCACAUGUAUUUAAUCAACUGAUCAAGAAGAUAGAUAAGAACCACCUCAUACCGCUUAAAAAGUAUUCUCCGUUUUCACAUGACGUCACCAAAAUUCAAACUAAGAAACUAUCCCUUCUUCUGAGUUUCUACUUUCAUGUGAUAUUAGAGCACCUUAUAACCUUCAUACAAAUAAAUUUUCGGUUCAAACGGGUUCUUUGUUUCGCGACAUAGGACGCUUGAAUUUCCAGGCUUUUGCGUGACGCGGCAUUUAGCUGGCGGCCGGGAAAGCUCUUAUGUGGGUUAAAAACAUUACGGACUUUUGGAGAUUUUGCUAUGUAAACAUUCCUUGUCUUAGGAUAAAUAUUACUUUAAUCUUUAUGAGUUCCUCAAGCGAAGAAUUCACGCAUAAGUAGGAAAACUCAAAAACAGAUGUUCCUGUUGGUUUCCGGCGGCCAUAUUUGUGCCCCUGAAAAGGACACAAACAUGGCGUCUCCAUACAAAGAUUUAUAAAUUUGGGUAAAACGUUUUUCCGAAUAUCUCGCAUAUGAACUAUUUCAUAGACCUGAUUCUUGGCAAGGCUUUUUGUAUAUUUAUCUUCUUUCAUUUCCCAGAUUCUAGACUUUCUGUAUUAAAAGGUUUCCAUUUUUAUUUCUGCUUUCUCACGUGAGUGAAAACCGAGAAUAGGGNCCUUGUCUUAGGAUAAAUAUUACUUUAAUCUUUAUGAGUUCCUCAAGCGAAGAAUUCACGCAUAAGUAGGAAAACUCAAAAACAGAUGUUCCUGUUGGUUUCCGGCGGCCAUAUUUGUGCCCCUGAAAAGGACACAAACAUGGCGUCUCCAUACAAAGAUUUAUAAAUUUGGGUAAAACGUUUUUCCGAAUAUCUCGCAUAUGAACUAUUUCAUAGACCUGAUUCUUGGCAAGGCUUUUUGUAUAUUUAUCUUCUUUCAUUUCCCAGAUUCUAGACUUUCUGUAUUAAAAGGUUUCCAUUUUUAUUUCUGCUUUCUCACGUGAGUGAAAACCGAGAAUAGGGUGGUUAUAACUCUAUAUGGCCAGUGGAUGAAAUACCGUGAAAAUGUUACGCUUUGAAUUACAGAAUAAUUCAAAGUAAAUUACGUUUUUUAAAACAUUCAGUAUCUUGGACUUUUUUUUUCAAGUGCAGUUUUGUAAAUUUUUUAAAGGUUAUUUUGUCUUUUUUUCUUCAGAUGCUGUACACUUCGUUUAUUGCUAAUGAGCCAGAAGUAUCUGACCUCGGUGGUCAAGAUAAAGCAAGAACUGAGGUAAUUACUGUACAUAAUGAUAUUUAAUGGUGGUACGUGAAAUCAGAAAUCAUGUUUUGACAGUGGAUGUAAAAUCAAAAGACCGAGAUAUGUCACGCUAUUUAGUCAUCAAGAACCGUGGCCACUCGAGUUAAAUGAAUCAUGAAAAUAGUUGCUUCGAGCAGUGAAGAAAUACUUGAUAAACACGGCAAAUACGAAAAAAAGGCGGAUGGCCAAAACAUGGGCCAUAAUCCCUUUUUCUUUUUCUUUUGAUUGAAAGCGUUUUCUCGGAUUAUUUUCUCUAUUCUUUUCAGAGCGUCUAGUCACUAAAUUGAAGACAAAAAGAAUUAAACUGAAUUGCUUUGUAUGCUUUCAUAUUUGAAUUCCAAUUUUGCACUAACCCUGGGUUAUCUUAACCUUUCUUUGAACAACUCGGCCGUCUAUAGCCUGUGGACACAGACGUAUUUCCGGUCGCUUCUGUCCACCCGAAAAGUUAGGAUUUAAGCUAAGUUCCCCAUGUUUCUUCUUUUUAGAGUUAACAAAAAUGUUUUCGAUUUCAGCACACUCCUGCCUAAUUAUCAGUAAGAGAAGAUUUGCAGGGGACUCAAAUAUAUUUUUUUUCUCCUCAGGACUGUAAACUGCGAGAAAAUUCAGCCCCCGAUGGCGAGGUCACUUUCAGUUUUGAACAGAAGUGGUUUAGUAAUUUACUGUCUUACAUGCUGAGUGAAAAAAGCUAACGCUUUCUCCAGUGACAGCGAAAUUUUAUUUUUCUUUUUGUUUCACAUUGAUCUCUUAACACCUAGGAAUAGUAAUGGUCGCUUUGUAAUACAACAGUG
Molecule: messenger RNA, 10286 nt
Organism: Porites evermanni
Lineage: Eukaryota; Metazoa; Cnidaria; Anthozoa; Scleractinia; Poritidae
Source: the annotation of a GenBank genome assembly